AUGGCAGUGAAGAGGAUCCUUAGAUACUUAAAGGGAACAAUGGACUAUUCCUUGUGUUAUCAAGGAAAUGAUUUACGCUUGACGGGUUACACCGAUGCCGACUGGGCUGGCGAUUUAGAUGAGCGUAGAUCGACUUCAGGAUAUGCUUUCUUGCUAAGUGAUGGUGCUAUUACUUGGAGUAGCAAGAAGCAGUCUUGUACAGCCUUAUCCACGAUGGAGGCUGAGUUCAUUGCUUGUUCAGCAUCAGUUCAAGAGGCUGUAUGGCUGAGAAGGUUUCUACAAAGCUUACAAGUCACAACGGAGGCAUCUUCUCCAGUGACUAUACAUUGUGAUAGUCAAGCUUGUAUUGCUUAUAUGAAGGAUCCCAAGUAUCAUGGGAGGACAAAGCACAUCGAAAUCAAAGGAAAUUUCGUGAGAGACAUUGUGGCAAAGAAAGAAGUGGUCCUUAAGUACAUAUCUACACAUAGAAUGGUUGCUGAUCCAUUUACCAAACUAAUUCCUAGAGAUGUGUUUCUGGCUCAUGUUCGAGCUUUAGGUUUGCGUAGAAUUUAA
Molecule: messenger RNA, 552 nt
Organism: Microthlaspi erraticum
Lineage: Eukaryota; Viridiplantae; Streptophyta; Magnoliopsida; Brassicales; Brassicaceae
Source: the annotation of a GenBank genome assembly